CCUUUGCCCCACGUAAAAUUUGUUAAAGAGCCUUGUGGGGCUGUGGGACCUGUACCCUCUGGAGGAUUCUAUACACACACUACGACCUGACGAAGAGGAAAUUGCCAAGUAGGAGACAGGGAACAAAGUCCUAUCCCAGGGGGAGGAGAGACUUGUGUCUGCAAGGGCUGGGCAGAGAGAAAAGGCCAGUGCCCCAACGGAAGCGCCUCUCAGAGCCGGUCUGCCAUGGACGCCCUGGUCCGACUCCUGCAGCUGCUGGUGCUGCUCCUCACCCUGCCCCUGCACCUGAUGGCUCUGCUGGGCUACUGGCAGCCCCUGUGCAAAAGCUACUUCCCCUACCUGAUGGUCGUGCUGACUGCCAAGACCAACCGCAUGAUGGCGAGCAAGAAACGAGAGCUCUUUGGCCAGAUAAGGGGACUUACGGGCGCCUCAGGGAAGGUGGCCCUGCUGGAGCUGGGCUGCGGCACUGGUGCCAACUUUGAGUUCUACCCAGCUGGCUGCAGGAUCACCUGCCUAGACCCAAACCCCCAUUUUGAGAAGUUCCUGACCAAGAGUAUGGCUGAGAAUAGACAUCUCCAAUAUGAACAGUUUGUGGUGGCUUCCGGAGAGGACAUGAAGCAGCUGGCUGACAGCUCCAUGGAUGUGGUGGUCAGCACCCUGGUGCUGUGCUCUGUGGAGAGCCCGAGGAGGGUCCUGCAGGAGGUCCAGAGAGUGCUGAGGCCGGGAGGAGUGUUCUUUUUCUUGGAGCAUGUGGCUGAGCCGCGGGGAAGCUGGGCCUUCCUGUGGCAGCAAGUUUUAGAGCCCACCUGGAAACACAUCGGGGAUGGCUGCUGCCUCACCAGAGAGACCUGGAAAGACCUUGAGCAUGCCCAGUUCUCUGAACUCCAAAUGGAACAACACCCGCCUCCCAUCAAGUGGUUACCUGUUGGGCCCCACAUCAUGGGAAAGGCCGUGAAAUAACCCUUCUCCA
Molecule: messenger RNA, 970 nt
Organism: Ceratotherium simum simum (southern white rhinoceros)
Lineage: Eukaryota; Metazoa; Chordata; Mammalia; Perissodactyla; Rhinocerotidae
Gene: TMT1B
Product: thiol methyltransferase 1B
Molecular function (GO): S-adenosylmethionine-dependent methyltransferase activity
Source: RefSeq, a predicted model, not a curated record